AUGAACUUCUGCAAGCGUGUGCGCGGUGAUGGUCGAACGCAGACCUGCUCGGACGAGGUGGUUCCCUCCUUCUCCAUCUUCACCUCGCUCUGCGGGCUUGCCAGCUUGAUAUCCAGCACCAUCGAGCGUGCGCUACCUGCUUUACGAUCGACAGACCGCCGCGCCUUCUCCUUCCUUGUCCUCGUCUUCAUCAGCUCGAAGCUCCCGAACCGCACUCUACCCCAGCGUUUCCCUCUUCCCGCCACGUCUCGACAUCCACGCCAUGUCCUCCCGCAGCUCCUCCUCUUCGUCCGAAUCCGACGAACCCGUCCCCGCCUGGUCAGGGCCGCUGGGACUCGGCCAACCUUCUGCAACACAUGCGCGACAUCGGCAAUACGUACCGAUUCUCGAUCGGCUCCCUCUUUCGCCUCUCGCGCUCGUGGUCCGUUGCGGCGGCACCGUAUCGCUUCAAGACUGUCAAGGCCUCCCGGACUCGCAGCUUAUCGGCAUCGCAUCGCGCCUCGCUACGGCAAAUUUGUCGAGACGCUACACUUCGACAAGAUUGACGGCGACUCCGACCUCCAAGCGGUCCUGCUCCUUUCCCCCUUCUUCUCGCGCCUUAACAAAAUCAUCGUCAAACGUCCAGGGCUCUCAAACGUCCUAGCCACUGGAUUACUUCAGCAGGACCAUCUCUCAGAAUGUUCGUUCAUGACGGAGCCUGGCGGAAACGAUCCCCUCGGCCUCCCUUCCCUCUUCGCCAAUGUCACGUCGCUCGACCUCGAAAUGGACGAGCGUAUGUGCUUCAUGCGGGCCAUACAGGCGACACGCGGUCUACACAGUCUACACUUGCGUGGCGACUUGGCGGAGUUCAACUAUUCGAUCUCGAUGCAGACCCUCCUCCUGCCGAAACUCUUCGCCGAUAUGACGCAGCUUGAGACGCUCAAGUGGACGGGUGUGCGGGUGUCAACAUUCAAGGCAUUCUGCUCGUCAGACGACGAUUGGAAAGGCGGUCUGCCUCGACUUCGACACAUCACGAUCGGCUUCGACGGGUUGCUUCAGGACACGCUCGAGUUCGUCUCGAUGUUUGCCGACUCGCUCGAGCACCUAGUUCUCGAGUUCACCGAGAAUUCGACAGCACGCAAAGAGAUGCCCACCUGGAAGUUACCGCGCCUCAAGAUCCUCGAGAUGAAGGGUCAGAACGGCGAAGCAUUGCGGACCUUUGCCUGCUCUAUCUACGAGUGGACCUAUCCCGCCCUCGAACGCCUUCACGUCUGCCCCAUCGCACUGUUCGACGACGACGAGGACUUAACGGUCCGCUUCCUUGAGGAGCAAAUCACCGAUCACGACAGCAGGACGCCGAGUAACCCCCUGCGCUUCAUUCAGAUCUGGGACGCCAGCUUCCCCUUAAACAGCUCGUGGCAGCGGCAUAUCCGGACCGUCCUUGCACGCCAUAAUCGACAGGUCUCGACGACACCGAUGGAGCCCUAUCCCGACUCCUUCUUCCUCCACGCCGAAUUGAGGCGAUACGACGAGAAACGCGGACGAUCUGGUCAGGACAAGAUCGCUCAACUCGAUCGUGUCUUCGAGUUCCUCGGCGAUUGGUACACUCGCGCAAAGACGACGCGGAACGAUGCGGAUCUCGCGCGACAAGCCGUCAUACUCGAGCGGGCGGAACUCGAGCGAGUCGUCAGGACGGGUGGCUGA
Molecule: messenger RNA, 1683 nt
Organism: Rhodotorula toruloides NP11
Lineage: Eukaryota; Fungi; Basidiomycota; Microbotryomycetes; Sporidiobolales; Sporidiobolaceae
Exons: 4
Coding region: 1-1683 (560 amino acids)
Source: RefSeq, a predicted model, not a curated record